AUGUCCAUGCUUAUCAAAGGUCUUAAAUAUAUUCCACCAUGUCAAAGUCGAUUCUCACGUCAAUCUAUUGAUGCUGUUGUCAAUGAGCAAUACAAGACUUUGUAUUCCAUUGUUCAAGGUUGCCUUGAUGAUCAUCGUAUGCAGCUCGUAGAGCCACGUGAAAAGGAAGGUUUUUCAUCCUUGAAACGAAUCCUCUAUGAACUUCAAUCCAAAAAAUUACCACGUAAACUAGGAAUUCGUGCUCGACGUGAACGCAAAGUAGUCCGAAGUAUUAUAAAAAUUUUACGUCAACGACCCGACAUUACUGGUGCUAUUAAUCAAGAGCAACAUAAGAGCACGCCUCCGAAAACAAUUGCAUUAGAAUUGGCACAUCUUCAUUUUAUCCUAAAACCACAUAAACCUGAUACACCAUUACGACCGAUUGUAGCAGCUAUUCAUAUACCAGCAACAGAAGUGUCCAAAUUUCUUAAUGAUCUAUUAGCCCCUGUAUUUCUACGUGUUGCACGAAAGACCACUUUUAUUAAUGGUAUUGAUCUUGUUCGAGCAUUAGAAAAAUAUGUUACCGAUGGUCAGUUAAAACCAACGACCUUGUUUAUCACUUUUGAUGUUGAAAAUCUGUAUACAAUGAUCCCACGGCAAGGUGCUUUAGAGGCAUUAAUGCAAUUUCUCGAACGACAUUUACACAACAAGAAAAUUGGAACAUUGCGCAUUGAUGAUAUCAUGAGAAUGGCUCGUCUCGUAUUGGAUACAAAUAUUUUUGCCUAUGAAAAUAAAUAUUAUCGACAAAUACGUGGUGGAGCUAUGGGAUCCGCCUUUACACGAACAUUAGCCAAUAUUUAUAUGUUACAUUGGGAACAAAAAUUAAUACAAGAUCAAGAAGCAGACAAAGAAAUCUACGGACGAUAUAUUGAUGAUGUAUUCAUGACAACAAACUUAACAUUCGAUCAAGUUAAAAAAAGAUUAGAAAAUGCUCACAGAAAAGAUCCAAAUAUUCGAAUUUCAUAUUCCAUUCAAUCUACCAUCGACUUUCUCGAUGUCACAGUCAGCAAUGUUAAUGGUCAAUUGAAAACAACAAUCUUUCAUAAACCAGCCGCUGAACCCUAUAUACUGCCUUACACAUCCGAUCAUCCACGAAAUGUUUAUCAUAAUAUACCAUAUGCAGCUCUAUUGAGAGCGGCAAGAAUCUGCUCGAAUGUUGAAGAUUUUGACAUAGAACGCAUUCGAAUUGACCUAUCGUUAUUACUAAACGAGUAUCCACCUUCAUUCGUUUCUAAACAUUUUCAUCGAUUCUUCCAACUCAACCAGGCUAUGCCCGUAUUAGAACGGCUUGAUUCAGACGUGUACCACGAAAUACAUCAAAACUUACUUCAUAAACCAACAAGAAAAGAAAAACAAUUACAAGAGACGAUCGAAGAUCUUGAUGCCUUACCUGAACCAUUACAGAAAAAACAACUUGGGAUCCGAAUGUCAUGUAUGCAAAAUAUAACUUCGAAAGUGGACCAAGAUUAG
Rotaria sp. Silwood1 is the source of this 1509-nucleotide messenger RNA. NCBI's taxonomy places the organism in Eukaryota, Metazoa, Rotifera, Eurotatoria, Philodinida, Philodinidae. The record is from the annotation of a GenBank genome assembly.